GGCGGCGGCGCGGCUUCCGGUCGGUGCACGGACGAGCAGGGCUCAGACCAUGGCGCGGAAGAAGGUGCGGCCGCGGCUCAUCGCCGAGCUGGCCCGUCGCGUGCGGGCCCUGCGAGAGCAGCGGAACCGACCGCGCGACUCGCAGCGCUACGCCCUGGACUACGAGACGCUGACGCGGCCGUACUCGGGCCGCCGCCUGCCGGUCCGCGCCUGGGCGGAUGUGCGCCGGGAGAGCAGCCUCCUGCAGCUGCUCAGCCGCCUGCCGCUCUUCGGCCUGGGCCGCCUGGUCACGCGCAAGUCCUGGCUGUGGCAGCACGACGAGCCGUGCUACUGGCGCCUGACGCGCGUGCGGCCCGACUACACGGCGCAGAACCUAGAGCACGGGAAGGCCUGGGGCGUGCUGACCUUCAAAGGACGGACGGAGAGCGAGGCCCGGGAGAUCGGGCAGGUCAUGUACCACGACUGGCGGCUGGUGCCCAAGCACGAGGAGGCGGCCUUCACCGCGUUCACGCCCGCGCCGCCCGAGGACGCUCCGCGCUGCGUGCCCUACCCGCCGCUCCUCCGGGCCAUGAUUCUAGCAGAGCGGCAGAAAAAGGGGGACUCCAGCACCGAGGAGCCCAUGCUGAAUCUGGAGCGGACCCGAGUGGAUCCCUGGGACUACCCUGCGAGACAGGAGGCGAAGAAAAAGGCCAAGGCCACGCGGGUCUAAGUGCCAGCACUGGAUGGCCGCGGGACAGGUGUCAGGCCCUGGGCCCCGGUUUGUGAAUGAAGACGCCUUUGGGCUGCAGCUGGGACAGCCCCCCCCGGGAGCGUGGAGCCAGACCCUGCCCCUCGCGCCUUUGCUCUGGGCGAGAGGGCCGCGGGGGGGGAAGCGGGGGUAGGCGGGGCUGCAGCGCGGAGCCCCAGCGCCCGCGCUGGUAGCUUCCCCCGCUACGUGCGGCCCCUGCCGGACUCAGCCGAGAACCGUUUGCGCGCGAAUAAAGGCAGAACCAGUGCC
Messenger RNA from Callorhinus ursinus (northern fur seal), 997 nucleotides. RefSeq names its product mitochondrial ribosomal protein S34 (gene MRPS34). The record is from RefSeq and is a predicted model, not a curated record. Gene Ontology annotation, cellular component: mitochondrion. Lineage: Eukaryota; Metazoa; Chordata; Mammalia; Carnivora; Otariidae. Gene Ontology annotation, molecular function: structural constituent of ribosome.